AUGGUGUUUGCGUCUGCUUUCCAAGCCUCCUGGCAGGCUGGUGUGCUGGCCCUGCUUGGGGCCUCUGUUGCUUCGAUAUUUGUCUAUGUGGUCUACCAGCUAUGGUUCCAUCCGCUGGCGCACUUCCCCGGUCCGUUCUGGGCCAAGUUCACCUGCCUCUACUCGGGCUGGCAUGCGUGGAAGGGCGACUUGCAUCUGGACAUGGCGCGCUGUCAUGAGAAAUACGGGGAUUUCGUCCGUUAUGCGCCUAACCAGCUUCUCAUCAACACCUCCAUUGGUCUUCACGAUAUCUAUGGCUUCGGUCGCAACACUCAAAAGUCCAAGCUCUACAGCGCCAUGGUCCACCGUGCCCCGAACACCCUGACCCUUAUCGACAAGAAAGCCCACGGCAGAAAGAGACGGAUCAUCAGUCAGGGCCUGUCCGACGCUGCCUUGCGUCGGUACCAGCCAGCCAUUCUCAAGCACAUCAAUGAGCUCUGCACUGUGCUAGUGGGAAGUAAACCCGGCGACUGGUCUGUUCCACGCAAUGUUGCUCACUACUUCAACUUCCUCACCUUCGACAUCAUGUCCGACGUCCUCUUCGGCGAGCACUACAACAUGGUGACCAACGACGAACACCGCUACGUCGUCAAAGCAAUCGAGGACUCCAACGUCCGAACCUCCGUCCUCGCUCAAGCCCCCAUCCUCGCCUUCCGUCGCUGGGACCGCAAGCUCUUCGCCGAGUCCAUCCUGGCCCGCAACAAAUUCAUCCAAUUCGUCAACACCCUCCUCCAGCGCCGCUUCAAAGCCGCCAAGUCCGCCCGCCAGGACGUCUUCACCUUCCUGCUGGAUGCCAAGGACCCCGAAACCCAACAAAGUCUCUCCCUCGCCGAGAUUGGUGCCGAAACCACCACCCUCGUCGUAGCCGGCUCCGACACCUCCUCCACCGCCUUCUCCUCCUGCCUCUUCUACCUCUCGCACAACAAAGCCUGGUACACGCGCGUGGCCACCGAAAUCCGAAACACCUUCAGCUCGACCGAGGAAAUCACGCUGGGCCCCCGCCUCAGCUCCUGCAUCUACCUCCGGGCCUGCAUCGACGAAGCCCUGCGCCUCUCCCCGCCCGCCGGCUCCGCCCUCUGGCGCGAAGUCGGCCCCGGCGGCGCCACCUUCGACGGGCACUUCAUCCCAUCCGGCUACGACGUCGGCACGGGCAUCUACGCCAUCCACCACAAUGAGACCUACUACCCGGAAGCGUAUGCCUUCCGGCCCGAACGCUGGAUUCUCGCCGGCGCGGAGGGCGAUACCGAUGCCGUGGGACGUGCGGAUCGGGAUAGUUUGGCCAAGGCCCAGGGCGCGUUUAAUCCGUUUUCGAUCGGGCCGAGAGGAUGUAUUGGGAAGGGAUUGGCGUUGGCGGAGUUGACGUUGGGGAUUGCGAUGAUGUUGUGGAGGUAUGAGUUUGUGUUGGGGGAGGGGAAGGAGGGGAGACUUGGGGCGGGUGGGAAGGGAAUGGGACCGGGGAGAGAGAGGGAGAGUGAGUAUCAGCUUUAUGAUCAUAUUACGGCGUCGAAGGAUGGGCCGAUGGUUUGUUUUAGGGAGAGAGCUUAG
Messenger RNA from Aspergillus ibericus CBS 121593, 1584 nucleotides. RefSeq names its product cytochrome P450. Bases 1 to 1584 code for a protein of 527 amino acids. The record is from RefSeq and is a predicted model, not a curated record. Lineage: Eukaryota; Fungi; Ascomycota; Eurotiomycetes; Eurotiales; Aspergillaceae. The transcript has 6 exons. Gene Ontology annotation, molecular function: heme binding; oxidoreductase activity, acting on paired donors, with incorporation or reduction of molecular oxygen; monooxygenase activity.